Phlebotomus papatasi is the source of this 3953-nucleotide messenger RNA. It is a transcript of the gene Mtl, whose product is annotated as ras-related C3 botulinum toxin substrate 1. The transcript has 4 exons. Gene Ontology annotation, biological process: small GTPase-mediated signal transduction. The record is from RefSeq and is a predicted model, not a curated record. Lineage: Eukaryota; Metazoa; Arthropoda; Insecta; Diptera; Psychodidae. Gene Ontology annotation, molecular function: GTP binding; GTPase activity. The coding region runs from base 247 to 834 and encodes 195 amino acids.
UUGGGAGAGCGCUUUUUGGGAAAGGGGGCGACCAACUCUCAGUUGAAACCCUCGUUUUCCACCAUUUCUCAAUUAAUUGGUCUUAAUUACACUGAGACUGUCUCCUCUUUAGCCGAUUGUGCAAUUCGCAUGGAAUUUUGUGAGAUUAUUUGCGAGUUUUGAUCGCUAUUGCGACUCUGUCACGCCUUUCACGAACACCGGAAAAAUCAGUAGGUCCGGUGGAAGAUUUGAAGGAGUACCCUAAAAAUGUCAUCCGGACGACCGAUCAAGUGUGUUGUUGUCGGCGAUGGAACCGUAGGGAAGACCUGCAUGCUCAUCUCAUACACUACGGACAGUUUUCCAGGCGAAUACGUUCCCACCGUUUUUGACAAUUACUCAGCGCCAAUGGUAGUGGAUGGAAUCCAGGUGACAUUGGGGUUAUGGGACACAGCUGGUCAGGAGGAUUACGAUCGCCUGCGUCCGCUAUCCUACCCACAGACGGAUGUAUUUCUCAUAUGCUUCAGCGUCGCCAGUCCUUCCUCCUUCGAGAAUGUCACGUCCAAGUGGUACCCAGAGAUCAAGCAUCACUGCCCUGACGCGCCCAUGAUCCUCGUGGGCACCAAAAUUGACCUGCGAGACGACCGGGAGACCCUCACGUGCCUGGCGGAGCAGGGACUGUCGCCGCUGAAGCGGGAGCAGGGCCAGAAGCUCGCUAACAAAGUGCGGGCUGUCAAAUACAUGGAGUGUUCAGCACUUACCCAGCGAGGCCUCAAGCAGGUAUUCGAUGAGGCGGUACGAGCUGUUCUGAGGCCAGAGCCACUGAAGCGACGCCAACGAAAAUGUGUUGUUAUGUAAAAAGCCAGAGUAAGAGAGAAAACAUUUAAAAUGAAAUUUAAUCCAAAUUUACAAGAGAAGCAACUCAACUCCGCCAGAGCUCCUCCAAGAUAUUUUACAAUUGAAUUGCGGACGUCUCAGUGUCACUCUCUAUGUCAAUUUUAUGUUCCAAUUUUGGCAUCUCUUAAACACAAAAUCACAGCAACGAUAUAUCACUUUUUUAUACUUAUAUACUCGUAAAUUUUCUACUUCUUUUCGAUGUAACAGUUAGAAGGAGUGCCAUAAUUGAGAAGAAGGUUUUUUUUUUAGAAAGAAUAACGAUUGGAGACUUUUUUUAUAGUAACUUGUUUACAUGGAAAAUUUUCUAUCCAUAUUGAAUCUCAACAAUAUUCACAAAAAUAAAUUGUGAAGCAAUUUUAUUUUAGAACAAAAAGAACUGAUUGAUAAAAAAAUGUUUUUAUUCAUUUACUAAUUUAUUAAUUUUCUAUUCUAGAAUACCCAAAUUUUUCUCUAACCAUUUUAUACAGAAAAAAAAUAUUAUCCCUCUUCGCAGCUUCUUUUCUAUUUAUGAGGUCAGUAGAAGAAAACAACAAAGUUUUUCGUAGUGAUAGGAACUCUAAUAGGUUUUGCAUUUAUAGAGACUAACAAUUUUUGAAUGAGGAUUUUUUGCAAAAGAAUAAAAGAAACAAAGUGUUAUUUACUGGAGCGUUAUAGUUGAAUUCUAAAUGGAUGAUGGAGUACGCACAAUUAUUUUUUAUUGUGUAAAUAUGUUCUUGAAAUUAUGGAUAUAAAUGAGGGGGGUCAUUCACAGUAAGCUCAAACCAGUUUUAAUUUUCUAGCACACUUAAUAAAAAUUUUAAAAUCAUAUUUACAAAAUAAAAUAAACCGUGUGUAUGUCAUUGUAUCUGUUGUUUGUCACAACUAUUUGACAGUUGAGUCCAUUGAGUCGAGCAAAUAUCAAAUAAGAUUGAAUAUUCUUUAUAUAUUUGUCUCACAUAUGCAAUUCAACGCAUAAUAACUUGUUUUGUAAACAUAUUGACGUUUUAGCAAUGCCCAGCGCACAAUAACUUUUAUUUGUAAACUUAUUUCAAAAUUUUUAAUGAGAAUGAGCGAGAUGACUAGAUCUAGAUCUCACUCACUCUAAUUUAAAUAUCAGAAACAUAUUUACUAAACAAAAGUUAUUGUGCGUUGGGCAUAAGAGUGUAAUCUCCAACGCAGAAUAACUUUUGUUUAGUAAAUAUGUUUUUGACAUUUCAAUGAGAGAGAGUGAGAUCUAGAUCUAGUCAUCUCUCUCAUUCUCAUAGGAAAUUUUGAAAACAUAUUUAUAAACAAGUCAUUGUGCGCUAGGUAUAAGAGAUCUCAAUCUAGUCGCCUCGGUUACUCUCAUAGGAAGCUUUGAAACUACUUAUAAAGAGUGUAAGAAAUGACUGGAUCUAGACUUCUUCUUCUUCUAUUUUACGUUUAGGCUGUCGGUCUCACUCGGGUUCAUAUAACCAAUCUAAAACUUCAUUGACUCUCACUGAGUUGUCAAAAACAUGUUUACAAAACAAAAGUUACUGUGCGUUAUAUCCAACGCACAAUAACUUUUAUUUAGUAAACAUAUUUUUGACUUUUCAAUGAGAGUGAGUGAGAUCUAAAUCUAGUCAUCUCGCUCCUUCUCAUGGGAAAUUUUGAAAACAUGUUUACAAACAAAAGUUAUUGUGCGCUGGUUAUAAUGUCCAGAGCACUAUAAUUUUUGUUUUGUAAAUAUGUUUUCAAAAUUUUCUGUGAUAGUAAGCGAGAUGACUAGAUGCAGAUCUCACUCACUCUCGCUGAAAUGUCAGAAAUAUGUUUACAAAAUAAAAAUUAUUGUGCUCUGGGCAUUACUCGUUAUACCCAACACAAAAUAAGUUUUAUUUCGUAAACAUGUUUUUUAACAUUUCAGUGAGAAUGGAAAAGAUUUACAUCUAGUCAUCUCACUCACUCUCCUAGGUAUAUUCAAAGACAUGUUUCGAAAACAAAAGUUAUUGUGCGCAAGGCAUUACACUUAACAAAUAACAGGUAUUUAGAGAUCUAUUUUAAAUUAAUCAAUCCAUCAUGCAAGAAUCAAUCUACAAUAUUUUCCAGUAAAUUUCACUGUAUAUUUCCUUGGUGCGAAGACUGAGUUGAGCAGCCAUAUAACUUCUAACAUGAUAAAUGUAAUAUUGACAAUGUUUUUAAGACAAAAAAAAAAGAAUAUGUAGAAGUAGUAAAGAAUUGAAAAAAAAUUAUUAUAAAAUAUUAUUUGAGAAAUAACCAAAAUUUAUCUAAAAGAUUUAACUGUAAAGCAAAAUAAAUGGAGAAUAUUUGGUAAGAAAAGAACCAAAUUUUUACAUGUUCGCCAUAGUUGUAUUUUUAGAAGAGAAAGAGGAGAAACAAAAGAAGUAAAAAAAACAACUAAAUUUGUACACUGUCUCUCUGGGUUUCUUUUUUCCUUAAUGCAUGGGAGAAGAUGGAAAUGACAAAAACUACCAAAGCACGUAUAUUUCUUUUAGUCAAAAAAAAGAUGCGAAAGAAGCACAGGAUGAUGGAAGAAAUCUUUUUAUUGAAAAUCUUUUAUUGCCAUGUAUUUUUUAAAAGUAUUUUUCCUUACACCUUCGAUCCCAAUAGUCUAGUCACCUGUAUUUCAAAGUUUAACCUCAGAGUUUAUACAAAAACAAAAAUUAUUUUUCCUACAAAAGAAUACUUACAGAAAUAUUUUAGUGAAAAUAAAGCAAAAAAAAACAUUUCAAAUUUAAACAAAAACAAUUGAUGAAAAUCAUCAAGGAAUAUGUCAAUUUAUUACAGCGAGCAUUUUGCGUGAAGAGGACAAAAAAGGAAUAAGAGAAAGAAAGAAGAAAAGAAUAUAGUUAAUCCGGUGAUAUUAAUUUUAUUAAUCAACAAACUAUAACAACUGUAAUCACACACAAGAAAUUAUAUCUCAUUUUUUUUUGUAAGUUAUCUUCUUUACACAUCUUUAGAUACUUUUUACAAAUUAAUUAAUUACGUUUCUCAGUGACAAGCCAUAAUUAUUUUCUGUAAUUGGAUAAAAUUAAUUCUGUGUUUAGUUUUUUUAUUUAGAUUAUAAAUUAUUAUUUAAAGGUGAAACAAUAUAAUAAAUAAAAAAUAUUAAUAACAAAUGA